This is a messenger RNA of Cheilinus undulatus (humphead wrasse), 1810 nucleotides long. RefSeq names its product S100 calcium binding protein V2 (gene s100v2). Gene Ontology annotation, cellular component: perinuclear region of cytoplasm. NCBI's taxonomy places the organism in Eukaryota, Metazoa, Chordata, Actinopteri, Labriformes, Labridae. Bases 140 to 445 code for a protein of 101 amino acids. The record is from RefSeq and is a predicted model, not a curated record. The transcript is spliced from 3 exons.
CGGCUGAGGGAGGAUUCGGGCCGGCUGCCAGCUGGUGACAGGGGCGAUGAUCCACUGACACAGACUGAAACCCACACAGACACAGACACUCAGCAGAGAGACACGCACCGUGAAAGGACAGAAACUCCCCACAGACAUUAUGGCCCAGUUUUCAGACCUGGAGAAGGCCAUCAACACGCUGGUCAGUGGAUUCCACUCAGCUUCAGGAAGCAACAGCCCAACGCUAAAACCCGAUGAGUUCAAGAACCUUCUGUCCAGCCAGAUGCCCGUCCUGGGGAAGAACUUCCUCUCAGAGCAGGGCCUGAGUGACAUCCUGAAGAAGAUGGGCGUUAACGAUGGUGAGGGAAUCUCCUUCAAGCAUUUCUGGAACUUAAUCCAGACAGUAGCCACGAGUCAGCACGGCCUCCUGUCAAGCCAGAGGGGCUGCACCUGCAUCCUGCUGUGAAAAACGGCGCUCAGAGUGAUGCUUCAGCCGCCCAGAGUCUACACACAGUAACACAACGUCCAUUGGCCUCCUGAAAAAAACGCCUUCAGAACGCUCCUUUACAUAUUUAGGACCAAAACACUAAUACUACUACAUGUCCCAGCAUCCUUUGCACCAGUUAAAGGUCACAAUUAGGCACUAAAAACAUCACCUUGUCCAAGACUACAUAUUCCCAAAAAAGCAGCUCAAAAUAAAAUAAAAUAGUCUCGUAGUACGAUGCAAGAAUCAUUGAUUGUGGCUGUUUGGAGAUUCUGACGUGUUUUCAACAUGCCACCAUUUUAUUUCUUCUAGAACUAUGAUAAGGGGUGGGAAAAAAUAAAUUCUGAAAUAUAUCAGCGUACCAGCUCGUUUCAUAAAAUCAUCCAAUGUCUGGUGUAAAAUGUCAAACUUUAACUUUAAAAAAAUGAGCGUCACUGCUUCUUUAGGUUCAUGGUGGCGCCUGUGGCAUAAACAAGUGUAAAGUUAAUAGCAGGUGAUUGGGUAAAGAAGUUGACAGCAAGGAAGAAGAAGCAGGAUAAUGUCAGACAGACAGAUAGGUGCACAGGGAAGGAAUUAAUCCAUCAGUAAGUGUGGGAAAACUCCUGCACACUGUCUAAAUUACACAAAAGCAAUAGCAACAUUUCCCUACAGAGCCACAGAACCACUGCAUAGAGUUUGAAUUUACCUGGUGCAAAAGCAGAGGAUAAACCCAGAAGAAGUCCCGCAUAUCAUCACUUUGUCCCAUAUUCACUCCAAUAUUUCCAUUUGUUUAUUUCCUGUAUAUGAAUGUGAUUCACAGAGCCUUUAAUCAGGUUGUUUACUUCAUAAUAAGCCCAGUGUUGUAUUCAUGGCUUCAUAAAUAUAUUUUAUAAUAGCUCAAAAAUUUACAUUAGCACAGCCUCAUUUAUGGUAUUAAAAAGGGAACACGAUUGAGGUCAGAUGUGUCCAUUUUUGCCACUUUUCUCGCUGCAGUCAUCUCAUUUGUUUACUGCUAGAUUGCUAAGUUUAUUGUUUAUAUUCAGUGAUGUUUUAUUGUCAAAAAUACCAACUCAUAUCAUGGGAGUGAUUCAUUUAAAGGUUUAUUCUUUCAAUAAAGAUUUAAACUGCAUCUUAAUACUUACAGUCAUCUCAUUCUUCAUCAUAUGUGUCGGUAUCAAAACUCUGGAUUAUCUCUAAAUGUCAGCUUUGCAAUCAUUAAAAGAAACAUCUCAUAAAGCGUGCUUUAUUAUUGGUAAUGCUUUGUCAUCUGUGAUCCAGCAUUUUCUUUGUAUUUAUGUUUUUUUAUUCCCUGUGCUCUGACCUGUGUGACACCUUGAAAAGGAUGUAUUAAAAGAAAUCACCACUACA